Messenger RNA from Mercurialis annua (annual mercury), 1019 nucleotides. RefSeq names its product WUSCHEL-related homeobox 8-like. Gene Ontology annotation, molecular function: DNA-binding transcription factor activity; DNA binding. The record is from RefSeq and is a predicted model, not a curated record. The transcript is spliced from 3 exons. Bases 159 to 794 code for a protein of 211 amino acids. Lineage: Eukaryota; Viridiplantae; Streptophyta; Magnoliopsida; Malpighiales; Euphorbiaceae.
CUUGAACAGUUAAACAACAAAGGCAACCGCGCAAUCACAGCUAAAAUGCGCUUCUUCGCCUCCAAUCCAAACCUGCUUUACCUUUUCUUUUUCUUAUCUAUCAAUGCCAAUGUCAACUUUUCUAUUCUUUCACUACAAACAACACACUCAGAAUUUUAAUGGAAGAUGAGAUGUUAUCAGGCAAUGAAUUGGGAGUAAAACUGAUGACUGAUGAUCAAAUGGAGAUGCUUCGGAAACAGAUUUCUGUUUAUACUACUCUCUGUCAAAGUCUGGUUCAGAUGCAUAACUCCAUUUCUGCUCGACAAGAUUUCUCAGGAAUGAGGGUGGCAAGCUCAUAUAAUGCUCCGUUUUGGUCGUAUACACUGAACAAGAUUCCUUCUAGGCAGCGAUGGGCUCCGAAACAAGAACAGCUUCAGAAACUAGAAAGUUUUUAUAAUGAAUCCAAUGUAACUCCGGAUAGGCAGAAGAUCAAAUCCAUAGCUGCUCAACUUUCAAUGCACGGACCGAUUUCAGAAACAAAUGUCUAUAACUGGUUCCAGAACAGAAGGGCUCGUUCUAAAAGAAAGAAAUCAGCUUUGCCGCCACCAGACAAUACGGAAUCUGAACCUGAAGUUUCUAAAGACGAGAGGACGAAACCUGAUGAUGUCCAACUGGAUGAGAAUCUACAACUUAUGGUUAACCAAAUGUAUUUCCAGAGUCCUGAGAUAGGAGGGAUUGAUCAGUUGAUGGGCAACUCUCAAGUUCCAGUGAGCUAUACUCCAUUUUGGCAGGCGGAGCAUGAGUUGCUUGGAUGAUCAUGCUAGGGAAACGGACAGACAUGGCAAGAGAUUUUCAUUUAUACACGUUUUUGAUAGCUAGGUUUCUUAGUAUCUGAAUCAGUAGAUCGUGCGUGUAAGGUCUCUUGAUAAUUUAAUUUCAAUUUACUUGGUUUGUUGGAAUUGUUUGUUAAUUUGAGAUUUCUCUUUCCGUCCGACGGGUGGAUGAAACAACAGUUAAUGAGAUUUUGCAUUGUUGAUUCA